Notechis scutatus (mainland tiger snake) is the source of this 887-nucleotide messenger RNA. Lineage: Eukaryota; Metazoa; Chordata; Lepidosauria; Squamata; Elapidae. The record is from RefSeq and is a predicted model, not a curated record.
AGCCCUACGGUUUCUUUCAAACUUCUUAUCAUCUUAAUUGCUCUUAUCAUCUUAGUCUGCACUGUUUCUAAUUUCCUACUAUUAUUUCUAUUGAAUUUCACAACCGCAUUUUACCGUUUAAAGCAUGAUGAUUUCAAUCCCAAGCUGUGUUUCUCAACAUUAACGCAAAAUAAUAUAAAAGGAAGCAGUCUCACAGACCGAUGCAAAUUCGCCAAAUGAGGUUUCAAUUUCAAACCCUUCCCAGCCAAAGGGAGGCUGUAAUUUUCACACAAUAGUGAUAAUAAAACCUUCCAUUGCCAGAUGGUUCUGACAAGCUCCAACGUGCUCUACAGGUUUUCUCUGAAAAUCACCCCAAUUGUACAAAACAGCCAAACCACACAAUAUAUCCUUCGGCAAUUGUGUGUUCCUCCCAGGUGGAAUGGCCUUAAAUGUGCAAGGUCUUUUUCACUGGUGAGAAGUUGCGAUCGUGUCAGCACAGCUGCCUCUUCAUACGAGCCCUGGGAGCCUUCGCCACAAUGAAACAUUUGAUACCUCUGUCGCUGCUUAUAAUCUUUUCCACGGAAAGAGGUUCGUCCUUAUAUUGUUUCAGAUGUGAUCAUGCAAAAUCCCAUGCAGAUUGUACCAGCUCCAUUAGAUGCUCCGACAUGGAAAAAUUCUGUAUGUCACAGAUGCAGCAAGGACCCGGGGAGGAACUGGCGAUUAGCAAAUGGUGCUCCCCAAAAUGCUCCAGAUUCGGCCUGGAAAUCAAAGGAUCCAACAUCUCUUCACAAUGCUGCCAAAGUGAUUACUGCAACAAUGGCGGGGCCAGCAGUGCACCAAGCGGCGGUGUCCUUGUGAUGGGAGCCACCCUCGUCAGCUGCUUCUACAUCUUCCAGAAAGAGUUGUGA